UUAUAUCACAUUGCCUUACCCUAUUUAUUUUCUCCUUCUCUCUUUCUAAUAUAACUCAUCCUUUGGGUUCCAAACAAACCCCUUCAUCAAGCUCUUUCUACCGUAAUUCUCUAUAUAUAUUACUAUCCACCCUUCCCUCAGCUUUUAUUUACUGUUCUCAUAUCCAACCUAGCUUAUAAAUAUACACAAACCAAGUAGAGGUUUGGAAAUAAAGAGAGAGAGAGAGACCUUUCUCUUCAACUUUGGUAUCCCUUGCAAGAUAUUUAAUUAUCUUAUCUAUCUAUCUUCAUCUCCUUCUUCUUCGUCUCUCUUACAUCUUUGUUUUUGUAAAAGAAUCUUCCUUGUAGAGACAUGUCUAGCUGCAGCAUCGAUGUUGCACCUGCAGCUGCAGAGCAACUUUGCUACAUCCCUUGCAACUUUUGCAAUAUUGUUCUUGCGGUGAGUGUUCCAUGCAGUAGCUUGUUUGACAUAGUGACCGUUCGAUGUGGUCACUGCACAAAUCUAUGGUCAGUAAACAUGGCCGCCGCGUUUCAGUCACUGUCAUGGCAAGAUGUUCAGGCACCUAGCCACUGCAUGAAUCCAGAGUAUAGGAUUCGAACUAGCUCCACUCCCAAAUGCAACGAUAGGAUUGCAAUGCGUUCUGCACCAACCACCCAUGUUACUGAGGAAAGGGUUGUUAACCGCCCUCCCGAGAAGAGGCAACGUGUCCCUUCUGCUUAUAAUCAGUUCAUCAAGGAAGAGAUUCAGAGGAUCAAGGCUAAUAAUCCUGAUAUUAGUCACAGAGAAGCUUUUAGUACAGCUGCAAAGAACUGGGCGCAUUUUCCUCAUAUUCAUUUUGGGCUGAUGUUGGAGAGCAACAAUCAAGCUAAGAUAGAGAAUGUCUCUGAGAAGCGUUUGAUGUCUAGGUCUGCGCUAAUGAACAAAUGAAAGCUAUGUUGUUCAUAUUAUGUUAACUAGGAUUGCAUCAAUUUCAAUUAAGUGUGUCAUGUUAAUAUUGUCCUGACUUUUCAUAAGUUUUAAGGACAAUUAAUUGACUCUUUUUAUUUGUGUUUUUCUUUGUUAGAGCAGUUUGUCACUGCUUACUACUUGUUUAAUGAAUGCUUUACUUAAUAUGAAGCAAGAAUGCUACUUUCCCUUGUCAUCCUUAUCAA
This is a messenger RNA of Medicago truncatula (barrel medic), 1151 nucleotides long. RefSeq names its product axial regulator YABBY 5. The coding region runs from base 352 to 927 and encodes 191 amino acids. The transcript has 7 exons. Gene Ontology annotation, biological process: multicellular organism development; cell fate commitment. NCBI's taxonomy places the organism in Eukaryota, Viridiplantae, Streptophyta, Magnoliopsida, Fabales, Fabaceae. The record is from RefSeq and is a predicted model, not a curated record. Gene Ontology annotation, cellular component: nucleus.